Messenger RNA from Manis pentadactyla (Chinese pangolin), 2374 nucleotides. It is a transcript of the gene IDUA, whose product is annotated as alpha-L-iduronidase. NCBI's taxonomy places the organism in Eukaryota, Metazoa, Chordata, Mammalia, Pholidota, Manidae. Bases 108 to 2207 code for a protein of 699 amino acids. The record is from RefSeq and is a predicted model, not a curated record. The transcript has 14 exons. Gene Ontology annotation, molecular function: protein binding; L-iduronidase activity. Gene Ontology annotation, biological process: carbohydrate metabolic process.
AGCGCUCACGUGGCGCGCGACCCGGAGGCGGAAGCGGCGGGCGCGGCCAGGGCUCCGGGGCGGCGAGGAGUGGGUGUCCCCUAGGGCUCGGUGUGUCCCGCGGCCCCAUGCGCCCCGCCACGCUGCCCCGCGCCGCCCUGCUGGCGCUCCUGGCAGCGCUGCUGGCCGCGCGCUCCGCCGUGGCCGAAGUCCCGCUCCUGGUGCGUGUGGACGCGGCCCGCGCGCUGCGGCCCCUGCGGCCCUUCUGGAGGAGCACCGGCUUCUGCCCCCCACUGCCACACAGCCAGGCUGAGCAGUACGACCUCAGCUGGGACCAGCAGCUUAACCUGGCCUACGUGGGUGCUGUUCCGCAUGGUGGCAUCGAGCAGGUCCGGACCCACUGGCUGCUGGACCUCAUCACGGCCAGGUGGGUGAUGGAGGGAGUAGCAGCUGGGCACAGCCCACUUUGUGGAGAUGAAGACAGGCUGAGAGAGGAGGUGGUGUCCGGGUGUGGAGGACGGAGCAGCCGUAGCGGUGGGAGCACGGGAGAGGAUGAAUCCUGCUCUGGGGAGCCGUUGUCCCUGCAUGUCCCAGCUAAGGGGUCAGCCAGAGAGGGCCUGAGCUACAACUUCACUCACCUUGAUGGGUACCUGGACCUUCUCAGGGAGAAUCAGCUCCUCCCAGGCUUCGAGCUGAUGGGCAGCCCCUCAGGAAGCUUCACCGACUUUGAGGACAAGCAGCAGGUGUUUGACUGGAAGAAUCUGGUCUCCCUCCUGGCCAGGAGAUACAUUGGUAGGUAUGGACUCCAGCACGUUUCCCAGUGGAACUUUGAGACAUGGAAUGAACCGGACCACGGUGACUUCGACAACGUGUCCAUGACCAUGCAAGGCUUCUUGAACUACUACGAUGCCUGCUCUGAGGGCCUGCGGGAGGCCAGCCCUGCUCUGUGCCUGGGUGGCCCUGGGGACUCCUUCCAUCCCCUGCCGCGCUCCCCACUGUGCUGGGGCCUCCUGAGCCACUGUUACAAUGGCACCAACUUCUUCACGGGGGAGGUGGGCGUGAGGCUGGACUACAUUGCCCUGCACAAGAAGGGUGCGGGCAGCUCCAUCUACAUCCUGGAGCAGGAGAAGGUGGCACUGCGGCAGAUACAGCGGCUCUUCCCCAGAUUUGCCGACACCCCCAUUUACAACGACGAGGCCGACCCUCUCGUGGGCUGGUCCCUGCCUCAGCCCUGGAGAGCUGACGUGACCUAUGCCGCCAUGGUCGUGAAGGUCAUCGCGCAGCACCAGAACCUGCUGGUGGCCACCAGCCCCUUCCGCUACACACUCCUGAGCAACGACAACGCCUUCCUGAGCUACCAUCCGUACCCCUUCUCACAGCGCACGCUCACUGCACGCUUCCAGGUCAACAACACGCACCCGCCACACGUGCAGCUGGUGCGCAAGCCUGUGCUCACUGCCAUGGCGCUCCUGGCCCUGCUGGAUGGCGAGCAGCUCUGGGCUGAAGUGUCACAGGCCGGGGUGGUGCUGGACAGCAACCACACAGUGGGCGCCCUGGCCAGUGCCCACCGGCUGGCUGGCCCCACUGAUGCCUGGCGCGCCACAGUGCUGGUCUAUGCCAGCGAUGACACCCAUGCACACGCCAACCACAGCGUCAUCUUGACCCUGCACCUGCAUGGGGUGCCACCAGGCCCCAUGCUAGUCUAUGUCACGCUGUACCUGGACAACUGGCUCUGCAGCCCCUACAGUGAAUGGCAGCGCCUCGGCCAUCCAGUCUUCCCCUCCGCGGAGCAGUUCCGGCGCAUGCGCGCGGCCGAGGACCCAGUGGCCACAGCGCCGCGCCCUUUCCCUGUGGGCGGCCACCUGACGCUCCGCCCUGAGCUCCCGCUGCCUUCGCUCCUGCUGGUUCACGUGUGCGCACGCCCCGAGAAGCCGCCAGGCCAGGUGACCCGGCUCCGUGCUCUGCCCCUGACCCGCGGGCAGCUUCUUUUGGUCUGGUCGGAUGAGCACGUGGGCUCCAAGUGCCUGUGGACAUACGAUGUCCAGUCCUCCCCGGAUGGUGAGAGCUUCACCCCCGUCAGCAGAAGGCCAUCCACCUUCAACCUCUUUGUCUUCAGCCCAGACACGGCUGUCACCUCUGGCUUCUACCGGGUUCGAGCUGUGGACUACUGGGCCCGGCCAGGUCCCUUUUCAGACCCUGUGCAGUACAUGGAGGCCCCUGCCCGGUGAGGGCCUCUACUUCCCAGCGAGCGUGAGCCUGUGCUGGCCAGCAAGCCUGGGCAGCCGGGAGCCGAGGUGGGCUGGAUCACCACCGGCCACUCAUCAUUUGUCAGCUCUGUCCAUCUCCUCCCGUCCCCUCAAGUCCCCCGACUCAUCCCUUAAAGGACCUUUCUGCA